Panicum hallii is the source of this 2520-nucleotide messenger RNA. Its product is annotated as YTH domain-containing family protein 2-like. Gene Ontology annotation, molecular function: mRNA binding. The transcript has 9 exons. The coding region runs from base 163 to 2061 and encodes 632 amino acids. Lineage: Eukaryota; Viridiplantae; Streptophyta; Magnoliopsida; Poales; Poaceae. Gene Ontology annotation, cellular component: cytoplasm. Gene Ontology annotation, biological process: mRNA destabilization. The record is from RefSeq and is a predicted model, not a curated record.
CCUCGCUCCCCCCUUUUCUUCCUUUCUUUUUUUCCCACGUUGCGGCGCCACCUCCCCCUCCCCUCUCACACUUACCACCUGCCCCCACGCUCCGCCUCGCUAGGGUUUCUCUGGGUUUUUGGACCGCGCCGCCACGCACCCCGCGGCCGCCGGAUCGCCACCAUGGCCGCCGUCGCCCCCGCCGCCGGACAUGCUGCGGAUUUACUGCAGAACCUGUCCCUGGAUCCUAAGAGCGAAGGCGGCAAGGGCCCAGAGACGAAGGAUAAGGCGUCGGGAGGGCUGAAUGGUGUGUCGAAGGGUGUGGUGUUGUCUCCAAACCCUCCAGCGUUGUCAGUGGAGCCGUGGGCACAGCAGGAUUACAAGGAUGCUGCGAUGUACUAUGGCUACCCUGGAGCUUACUACUGUGGAGGUUGGGGUGAUUACUCGGUCUAUGUGAGCCAGGAUGGAACCGAUGCACUUUCCUCUGGUGUUUAUGGGGACAUGUACUGCUAUCCUCAAUAUGGCGUUGCUGAUGGUCAGAUUUAUGGAUCUCAGCAGUACCAGUAUCCAUCCACAUACCACCAGCCGAAGACUACUGCCAGCAAGCCAGCAUACAAGGCUAAAACUGGCAAAUCAACUCCUUCAUCACAAGAAGAUGUUUCUACUGCAACUGCUGCUGAUCAGCAGCCUGUCUUGUUGGAUGCCUCCAAAACCAGUUCGAAGAGCAUUGAUGGUGUAAAAGGUCUUAAGAAGGAGACUUUGCCUAUGAAACCAAAUGAGCGUUUGAGUAGUUACCAGAAUCAAGGUAGCAAAGCAGCCUAUCCAUGGUCUGGUGCCCGUACCUCUUCAGAGAAGCAUCCGAAACUCUCUGGUGGCAGUCCUACGUCAACGGCCUCUAAUCGUAGUAACAAGGGCUUCAAUGGGCAAAACUCUCCGAUGGGGCCACCAUCAUCUGGAUUCAUGAGUUCAAUAUACUCUGGUAAUGGAAUGUACAACACAAACGCUUACACACCUAGCUUUUGGUAUGGAUCUCAUGUCUAUGGUCCGGGGAUGUAUGGUGGGUGGAAUGCGUUGUCGAAUGGAAAGUACAGGCCUAGAGGAAGAACUUAUGGAUCUUAUGGUUUUGGCAAUGAAAACUUGGAUGGCUUGAAUGAGUUGAAGCGUGGACCAAGAAGUGGUCUCUUCAAAAACCAACAGGGUUCUGCAGCUGUUGAUGCAAAAGGACAGGAGCUUCCCACCAGUGAUGGAUCCAAUGCUGUUAAGCAGGAUGAGUACAACCGUGCUGAUUUUGUUGAGACCUACUCAGAUGCCAAAUUCUUUAUUAUUAAAUCAUACAGUGAGGAUGAUGUUCACAAGAGCAUCAAGUACAAUGUUUGGGCAAGCACCCCUAGUGGAAAUAAAAAGCUGGACGCUGCUUAUCUAGAGGCUAAGGAAAAAUCGAGCAGUUCUCCUGUGUUCCUGUUGUUCUCUGUUAACACCAGCGGACAGUUUGUUGGUCUGGCUGAGAUGGUGGGCCGGGUUGAUUUUAGCAAGACGGUGGAAUACUGGCAGCAAGACAAGUGGACUGGUUGUUUUGCUGUCAAGUGGCACAUUGUGAAGGACAUUCCUAACAGCUUGUUGAAGCACAUCAUUCUUGAGUAUAAUGAAAACAAACCAGUGACAAACAGCAGAGAUACGCAGGAGGUUAAGCUUGACCAAGGCCUUCAAAUGUUAAAGAUUUUCAAGGAUCAUGUCUGCAAGACAUCCAUCUUGGAUGACUUUGGCUUUUAUGAUAACCGUGAAAAGAUAAUGCAAGAGAAGAAAUCAAGGCGUCAGUAUCCAGUGGAGAAGGUCAUGAACAGAAAGUUGCUUACCACCAACAAUGCUGAAAAUGAAGCCACUGAUGGGAAGCAGUGUCUGCAGAAACCUGAGGAUGUUAAGAAUGCUGAGGUGGAGAAUGGUGCAGUGGCUGCUAAUGGUGUUGCCCCAAGGGAGCAAACUGCUGUGGUAGAAAAUGGUGCGGUGGCAGUAGCUGCUAAUGGUGUCGCCCCGGAAGACGCUAACCCAACAACCAAAGUGGUGGCAGUUGCAAAUGGCUGUUAAUUUUUGCUGCAGGCAACCAGCUGUUCGAGCUCGGUGCAAGGAGACAAAGCUUAUGUGCCGCAGAAAGCUGCUGCUGUUCAAGCCAUUCAAGAUCCUGCCAUGUUUUUUGUUCUCUUUGAUUUUCGUUUGCAAUGCUGCUAGGUUGCAGAAGGGUGCAGUCUAAGGCGAUUCUGUAUCUGGCUAGGGUCCUCCUUUUCGUUGCUUCUUCUGUACUAUUUUCCCUGUGAUUGGUUGUGUCGUCUGGGAGUUGAGUUUGGUUAGCGUGAGAUAGAGGUCAGCUGUUCCUGUUCCGGCGAGGUGCGUUGUCUUUUUGUAUUGUCUUUUGGAGUUGUACCUAGGUGUGGUGAGAUCUGUAAGGGUUCUCGAAGUGAAUGAAUGAUAGUGGUUUUGGGAUGGUUUAUUUCUUUCACUCUGUUCCUCUCCAACCUUUUGAUUUCUGAAAGUCCCUGAAGUCCUGAA